Messenger RNA from Plenodomus lingam JN3, 456 nucleotides. RefSeq lists its product as uncharacterized. NCBI's taxonomy places the organism in Eukaryota, Fungi, Ascomycota, Dothideomycetes, Pleosporales, Leptosphaeriaceae. The record is from RefSeq and is a predicted model, not a curated record.
AUGGUAUAUUUCGAUCUCACUUCCACCACAAUUAUCAAUUUGUCCGCUGAAUACGGCACACAGCUGCCAGCCAGAAUAAGCUCCCAAGACUCGCUUUGGCCAACGAGGGCACAAAGUGGCCACCAAAAUGAACCUUCAGAUGCAAUAAAUAUCCAGCAGCUGACUCCGUCCCUCCCCGCCCCGAUGAACUGUGUCCGAGCCAGUCAGAGCAGGUCGUGUCGUCAUCCUACUCUUGGUAUUGGCGGCGUACGGGAUACCUGCCAUCUUGGCCGUGGAAUCUCGCCGAGCGAGAAGACAAGACAGCGCCGCCUCUCCACUGGCCGUUCCGCCGCCGCCACCGCCGCUCAAAAGUACGAAUUGCGCCCAGUGCACCGCCGGCUUGGAAUUGAUGUGAGGCAGGGAUGCGACGAGAUGGUAACAUGGAGUCCCAUACCAAGUUCCCGCUCUGUUUUCUAG